Anarrhichthys ocellatus (wolf-eel) is the source of this 4420-nucleotide messenger RNA. RefSeq names its product GINS complex subunit 3 (gene gins3). Gene Ontology annotation, biological process: mitotic DNA replication initiation. Gene Ontology annotation, cellular component: GINS complex. The record is from RefSeq and is a predicted model, not a curated record. The transcript has 3 exons. Lineage: Eukaryota; Metazoa; Chordata; Actinopteri; Perciformes; Anarhichadidae. Bases 3367 to 4002 code for a protein of 211 amino acids.
AAUCCUGACUUUAUGGUCGGCCUAUAGACACACAGUAUGUGUUCUAGGUGUACAAUAUGGGGACAUGGUGAUACAGUUAAGUCGUGAAUCAUCUCCCACUCCAACAGCAGUCCGAGUUAUUUUGGGAUCGAGUGUGACGUAUCCUCUUUCUCUGAGAAGGCAGUGUGUAGUCCAAUGUCAUUUUGUCAUUUUACUAUUUCCCAGAAUGCCGUUUCACAAGAAAAGGGCUGUCUCCAUAAGAUUGUUAUCUCCUCCGAAAAUGUCUAAAGUUUUCUUCGAACGAUUCUCUCAAUGUUCCUAAACGUAGAAGUACAGAGGCUCACCAUGGAUAAUUCAACAAUAUAUUAAGUUUAUGGUAUGGCCAUCUGUUUUGAUUAUUUCAACUUUGUUUCUGAAAAGUAUUUUUACAUUUUUUUCAUUUAACACGACAAUAACCAUGAGCGUUAUAGACCACUGUGAGUCCUUAAAACCCAGAAAUGAGUCAGCAGUUUUGCACUUCCGGUUCCUUUGUAAAGUCAAUUGUUUUUUUAAUCUAAAGCAAACACGACUUCGCAGUUUCGUUAAAUUCGAGCCAGAAAUGCAUCGCAAAUACACGACAAGCUGCUUUAUGUUGUUGAAACAUUGAAGUCUGGAUUUUUCGUUGAACAUUUCUACCUUGCACUCUAUGAUAAACCAUGUUGGGUUCUACUCUUACACCUUCAACAAGUCAGUAUGUAAGAGUUGGACUCACUGCUAAGAUGCUCUGCUUGUUUUUCAGAUUGAAUCUUGGAUGUUGGUGGGAAGUGACUGAUCAAAGAUGAGCCCUUCUUAACAGCAUCAGAGCAUCCUUUGUUUUUACCAACAGCAGAUGCUACAUGGUCUACCAUCUUUUGUUUGGGGUGUAACUUGAGGAAUCCAGCUCUUAGAAGUGUGUGUAUGUCAACACGUUCUCAUUCCCAAAUACAGCAGCUCGGUCAGUGGCCCUACGCUUCAAACUCCAAUGCUCUACGUACCCCUCUAGCGUCAGUUUUGCUUGUGUCAAUUUUGGACAUUACAUGGAAAUGAUGUAUUUUCAAAAAAAACUGCAGUGUUCACUGGAAACUACUUGGUUGGGGUAGUAAAACGUAACUUUAGUAAAGUUACGUAAUUUGAAAUAAGACAACAUGGGACACGAACACAGACCUCCUGAGUGAUUUUGCUGUGUCUCUUUGACUUCCUCCUUUACUCCCGCCAUAACUGGCCACGUAGAACGUCAUUUGCCGCGUUUGACUGACCAAGCUGCCGUAUUUGACAACUUUGGAGUGAGAACAGGCUGUGUAUGUAUAUGUGUGUGUGGAAAAGCAGCCACUAUAUUUUGAUCUUUUUAAUCUAUCAAUCAUUCUACUUCUUGAGGAAUCUUUGCUGAAAUGAUUAUGGGCAGGAAGUUGUCUCUUCUUACUUUAUCCAUUUGUUUUAUUGGUCUUUAGUCACUUUUAUACGCGUUAAAACCAGGAAGUAUGUCAUUUAACACAACGGAAUGAGUCAUCUUCCAGAGGGAAGCUGACAGAGAAACUGCCUCAGAUGUGAUAAAUUGGGACUACCAUUCGCACCUCACGGCCUGUUCUGCACUCACUGCCCUAGUGAUUUCUAUUUCCUGUAAAAAAAAUAGAGUCCACGCAGUCCAUCAUGAGAUCUUUUCAUAAAACGUUAUGCUUGAAGUGCAACACGAGGCAUUAUGAGAACUGUAAACAUAUAUCUAGUAUGUGUACGCCCCUCUGUGUUAGCUUAAAGCUGCACUAAUCAAUAGGUUUGAUCAACAGUGGGUCAAAAGACAACAUACAAAGUGAAAGUUCCCCUCAGCUCUACAGGACAUUUCCCACACUCUUUACCCAUUCCCACACUGGCUGGUUUGGUAAACAUCAGCAUGCUUUGUGACUUUGCCUCAUAGCAUUUUUUUAAGUAGCUGCCUCUUGAUGCCAUUUGCAUUGGCCAUCAUGUGAUAACAGCAUUGGCGGACUUCCAAUGUGGUAUGAAAUUGUUUUGGGCAGAACAUUUUCAAUCCCAUAGGAGUUUUUUUCCUCAUAAUAUCACACCUAAUAUUAAAACACUUAUGUGGUUAUGAUGCCUCGUCUGGCACCACUUCAGUUAAACCGUUACUAGACCCGUUAGUGCUGAGAUCGUCCCUGCUCCUUGAUUAGGCCGUGACACGUGAAAGGGUUCCAGACAGGGUUGACUUCAGUGAGGAUGGAGAUCAACAUCGUGGUGCAUAACAGCGGGCCAUAAGAAGCCAGAUAAUACCGCUAACCUCACUGCCUAUCUGUGUGACACACAGUGUUCCCUGUGUAUCAUGGCCUGCAGCUAACGGAGGGGGAUGAUCUCAUUUGGGAAAUUAUAUGCGCUUCAGUCUGUUUAGUUUGCAGAAUGAAAAUAUGUAAUGAGUCUCUCAGACUGCUGCUACAGUAGACAGUGGUCCACCGUACCGCCUGCCCGCCCACUCAGCUCAGACACACAACAACAAUACAGUACCUGCAUUUAAUUAAUAUGGCUUUACUUCAUCUGCCUGCUUUUUAGGGGCUCCGAGUAACAUGUCUGAUGACUUUGAUGUGCAAUCUGCAGGAUGAGUAAUAAUAAUGACAAACAUAAUUAAUAAUAUUAAAAACGUUUUUAAAGGGAUGGUACCCUAACAGAUGGGAAAAUGCAAGAUUACAACAUGGAUUAACAUUAAGUGUGGUCAGGGCAGCUCAAUAGAGCAAACGAGAACCAUUUAGCAUGCUGGUUUCUCUUUUUCCUAUUUAAUUUAAUGGAAAUUCUAGCUUGACUUUCCAGUGCUUGUUUGAAGAACUUAUCAUUAUGAUCAUCUAUCUGUAUUAUUACUAUUCUGAUUAUUAUUAUGAGUAUACUGUUAUUAUUGUUAUUAUUAUUUUAAAAAGCUUGAUGACCGAUGAACAUUACACAAAGGGGCUUUGAAUUUGUAAUGGUAAUAUUCUGACCUCUAUUGGCUAAAUUCGUAAUUGCACCUGACUUUUAAAGGCAAAAAAAGCGAAUGUAAUUUUGUAAUUCAUAUCAUUGUUGGAAACGAAUGCAAUAUAGGAAGAGUAUUAUUUUUCCCUGAAGCAACACAUUUUACUUAUAUUUAAAACAGCUUGAAGAAAACGUUUUAAAAACAACAAGCAACCUUUAGAAUUUAAAGCAGAAAAAUACACCAUCAAUUGGCUCAGUUCGACUCAUGGAUGUCAAUUCCGAUUGCUCUGGUCUGGAUCUCACAACAAGCGCUCUGAUUGGCCAACAGGUCCUAGCGCCAAAAAUAGGAAGGAAGAAGAGUUGUGAACGCAACAAAGGAUAUUAUUUGCUCAAUAUUUCAGUAAAUAUAUUGGCAUAAACCUACUUUCAACCUCAUUCGGGUACAAAAUGGAUACACAGUCAUAUCUACCUUUACAGCCUGGGGUGGGGAUGGAGGAGAAUUUCCUGUCUCUUGACGACAUUUUGCUCUCUCACGAGAGACUUCCCAUCCGGACAGAGUGCAGUUUCCCCCGGCUGGGAUAUCUGGAGAAGUCGACUGAUGCGCAGGACAUACCGGAGGGCACAAAUAUGGAGCUCCCUCUGUGGCUGUCCAAGGGUCUGUACGAGAAGAAGAGGAGAGUGUUGUCAGUGGAGCUUCCCAAGGUGUACAGAGAGGGCUGGAGGACCGUGUUCAACGCCGACCCCAACGUGGUGGACUUGCACAAGAUGGGGCCCUACUACUACGGCCUGGGGUCCCAGAUGCUGCACUUUGACAGCCCAGAGAACCCCGAAAUCGCUCAGACGCUGCUGCAGACGUUCAUCGGCCGCUUCAGACGGAACAUGGACUCCUCCCAGAAUGCCUACAACGAGGACACGUCUGCGCUGGUGGAGCGCCUGGACUGUCUGGAGAAGGCCCUGUUCACGUCGGGGCAGAGCGGCCUCAACGGCUUCCAGAGCUGGGAGAAGGGCCGGGCCUCGCAGCUCACCGCCUCCAGCCUCGUCCUCAACUACCGCAAGAGGAAGAUGGCUGACGUGCCGCCCUGAGCUGGGCUCAGUUUAAAGAGGCAGGCGCUUGGACAGAACUUUGGAGCACGACGGCAGCGCUGACUUUCCCUGUCAUCCUCACUUCACCACCCUCUAACUUUGAGCCAAGCUCUCUGUGGUGGGACAAGAUGAGUUCUAUGAGUUUCACAUAACCUUGACAGUGUGUUCAUGAUCACCAUUAGAUCUAAGAAUAUGAAUAGUUGGUUGCUGAAGUUUUGAUUGUUGAUUGUUUUAGCAUAUAUCAAGUAAUGAUUCCUGAUGUUUCUUACAGCUUUACAAAUGCAAACAGUGGCCUGUUUUUUUCUGUUCCAUCAUACAGAUUUUAAACUGGUUGGUAUGGGUGGGUAAUGGGGAUGUAUGAAAGUUUUUUGAUGUCAUAAAAUGGCAACAUAUUCCAUAAAGCACUUCAACUCAGAAA